UAUAUAUAAGACCUUAAUCUUACUAGGGCUUUUGGUUGCUCCCAUUUUUCUCAGAGCCGCUUCAGAGAGAAAGAGAGAGAGACAGCGAGAAGAUGAAGACCAUUCUCUCCUCAGAGACCAUGGAUAUCCCCGACGGUGUGAACAUCAAGGUCCACGCCAAGAUCGUUGAGGUGGAAGGCCCCCGUGGCAAGCUCACCCGGAACUUCAAGCACCUGCAGCUUGAUUUUCAGCUCAUAACUGACGAGGAAACCGGCAAGCGCAAGCUCAAGGUCGAGGCCUGGUUCGGAUCUAGGAAGACAUCGGCUGCGAUCCGCACUGCUCUCAGCCACGUCGAGAACCUUAUCACCGGUGUCACCAAGGGCUACCGCUACAAGAUGAGGUUCGUGUACGCCCACUUUCCCAUCAACGCCAGCAUCACAAACGGGAACAAGGCCAUCGAGAUCCGUAACUUUCUUGGUGAAAAGAAGGUAAGAAAGGUGGACAUGCUUGAUGGGGUUUCCAUUCUCCGUUCUGAAAAGGUGAAGGAUGAGCUAGUAUUAGAUGGGAAUGACGUUGAACUCGUUUCUAGGUCUGCUGCCUUGAUAAACCAGAAAUGCCAUGUGAAAAACAAAGAUAUCCGGAAGUUCCUUGAUGGUAUCUAUGUGAGUGAGAGAGGAACCAUCCUUGGUAAUGAGGAGUGAUGGUGAAACAGGAAUAUUUAUCUUAGAUUUUGCGUUACUUCCCUUAUGGCAUUUUCUUGUUAUGAACAACUUUAUGAACAAUUUCAUGGGCAUGUUUGGAAUUGGAUCUACAAUUUUGUAUUGUGGUUUU
Molecule: messenger RNA, 810 nt
Organism: Corylus avellana
Lineage: Eukaryota; Viridiplantae; Streptophyta; Magnoliopsida; Fagales; Betulaceae
Product: large ribosomal subunit protein uL6
Biological process (GO): cytoplasmic translation
Cellular component (GO): cytosolic large ribosomal subunit; ribosome
Molecular function (GO): rRNA binding; structural constituent of ribosome
Source: RefSeq, a predicted model, not a curated record